ACUGUGCGCGCUCCGUCGCUGUCGCCACCGACCGUGUACCGGCGUCGUCCUCCGCUCGGCUGGCUACGUAUUUGGGAAUGUGGAUUAAACAGUUUUCCGUAGAAACGCGUGCGCCCCAGCUAGUGUCAAAGUAUUGUAAAGGCGCUCGUCUAAAAAUAAACCCGUGUCCAUCUGGUGUAGUAUUUCAACGUAGGUUUUAGGUUAUACAUAGUGGAUCGCGAAUGUAGAAUAAUUCAACAGUUUUAGAAGUUAGUAAAAUAUUCGUCACCCAAAAACGAAAUACGUUUUUAGAUUGCCAGUUUUUAGAAUUUUGAGGUUAGCCGGCUUGCUAUUUCGGCUUUGUUUACGUUGGUGCAGUGUUGCCGGUUGGUGCGGGUUUUGGUUUGUGAUGUCACUUUCUGAGUGAGUGGGUGAAGUGUACAGCAAGAUGCCCUCCAAAAAGCAGUAUAAUCUUGUGCAGAAUGACGACUACGACACCAGGAUUCCCCUACAUUCGGACGAGGCUUUCCAACACGGAAUCACAUUCCAAGCAAAGUACAUCGGUACCCUAGACGUGCCCAGGCCUACAAGUAGAGUGGAAAUCGUCGCCGCAAUGCGUAGAAUACGUUACGAAUUCAAGGCGAAAGGCAUCAAAAAGAAGAAAGUGACGGUGGAAGUGUCAGUGGAUGGAGUGCGAGUCACCCUCAGGAAAAAGAAAAAGAAAAAACCUUGGAUGGAUGAAAACAACAUGGUUCUAAUGCAGCACCCAAUUUACCGGAUAUUUUACGUAUCCCACGACUCACAAGAUCUCAAAAUCUUCAGCUACAUUGCGAGAGAUGGCGCUACCAACGUGUUCAAAUGCAACGUCUUCAAAUCCAACAAGAAGAGCCAGGCGAUGCGAGUGGUGCGGACCGUCGGACAGGCGUUCGAGGUGUGCCACAAGCUGUCAGUUGGAGGGCCAGGGGAAGACGACGCGGAAGCGACAGAAACCUUAGCGUCGGAGUCCCACACAGACCUGCUCUCUGAGAAGCAUCGGAAAGAUGCACCCUCAGAACCUGAGACUAUAGGAGGUAACGACUCCUUGUCGACCCUGGACGCCCAGUCUGAUGUGACACCCGCCCCCGCCACAGUCCCCGUCCAGCGUCCUCUCAGACUCGACAUCAUUCCGCCCCCGCCCAACAAUCACCCGACACGGCGAUCCCCACUGAGUGGAGGAGAGACGUACAGUUCGCCAUUGAGUGAACCGCUCAAGUCAGCGCCAGAGUCGAGUCUGCCCUCGGCUGGUACGCCACUCAGCGCUCAUCACGAACUGCAGCUGCUGAGGGAACAGCUGGAGCAGCAGAAUCAGCAGACGCAAGCUGCUGUGGCCCAGGUUCAUCUGCUGAGAGAUCAGCUGGCUGCUGAGACUGCUGCUAGACUGGAGGCUCAGGCUCGAACCCAUCAACUUCUGGUCCACAACAAGGAGUUGUUAGACCACAUCAGUGCUUUGGUAGCUCACCUGCAAGAGACUGAGAGGCUUCAACAGCAUCAACAUCAACAACAGCAACAACAACAACAAAAUCAACAUCAACAUGUUACUUCUGUUCCCCAGUCUCAGAUGGGCAUGAUGUGCGAGCCUCAAACUCCGUCCCUCGGAUCCGUCUACCUCCAGGACUACCCGGAUAUAGAGACCAUCCGCCAACUGACCAAUCAGGGACUUCUGGAUAACCGGAACAUCAACCAAUCCUACCUGCAGGGUGUUCCCGGAUCUCCCAGACAACAGAGGAGUAUGAUGCCGAACGUCUUCAACUUCGGUCUGGCUGAUCAACAGUUCCAGAACCAACUCUUGCAGCGGUUGCAAAACAUCACGCCUCAAUAUCGAAACCAGUACUACCCGGUCGGAGGAAUGUAUCAGCAGAACACGCAGCAAACUUCACCGCAGCAGUUUAAUUUCCGGGUGUCCCAAGCUUCUUCCUACGCUAGUUCGCCAGUGCUUGCACACAAGAAGCAAGAGAGCGAGGAAGGUUCACAAUUCAUCCGUCCGUUGUCUCAAGGAGGAUUGACGACAACUGAGACGGAAGGAAGAACGAGAGUUUUGGUCGGAGCAGACGACGAUGUUGACGUGCCGAGACUUGACCCGCCUCCGUCGGGGGCAAAACGGAAAGACGGGAAACGUGAUCAACUCUCCGCUGCAUUCAACACCCUCAGGGUUUCUGACGAGGAAGAACUUCGAAGGCCAGGUUUUCAAAACGGACCUUUCAUUACGAGGUCGACUAGUGAGAAAAUUCCUAACCGAAGUGAACUAAUGUCACAAGUACAAAGAACUGCUUGGGCCCGACACACUACAAAGUGAUCGUUCAUUACUGCUUAGGACGGACUAUAUCAAAUUUGUAGCUUCCCUCGGGUGAAGUUUUGUAUCAGGCUCUUAAAAUAUUACUUUUACAGGAAUUAACAGUGAUCUUCGGGACUUAUUUACACUGACUUCACUUAACGUCCUGAAUGGUAAUGUUUUAAUUGCUUUGGAUUUUAUUUAGUGUUGUUAUCUCCAAUGUUACGGAGUUGUAUAAAUGUAAUAUAGUGCACAUUUUCUUUGUUGACAGUUUACCAAGUUACUUAAUAUAGAAAUAUCAAUCUCAGGCUAGAGUCAGUAACAAGAUUACCAGUUUUUGUGACAAAAUAAUACGCCAGAGACAUAUAUCAUAGCAUUUGUUUACGUGAUGGUAACUUUUCUUACUGAAACAAUUUUAAAGUUCUUCCCUACACCCUAAAAUUCCUAUUAUGGAUAGUUCUUUGUUUGUGUUUUUUACCGAUAUUUGCUUUUAUACCUAUUUAUCUAUACCACUUAAGUAUUUCCAAUGUUUUUUUUUACAAACACACUUCCAGUCAUGUGAAUUUUAAUAGCAGUAUUAUUAUCGAGUUGGAUUUUGUAUUUUGACAAUGUCCAAAGUAUGUUUUAGUAAACAAUGCAACUUAAAUUAUAAAUUUGACCUCUUGUCAAGGUGUUUCAAUUUCAACAGUUUGGAUUAAUUUUGUUGUUGAGUAUUUUUAAGCAAUCCCCUAAGUGAUCCUUCACCCGCUGAACUGAUCUUAGUUUUUAGAUUUGUAGAAGACGUUUUGUAUGAGAUUAGGUAAGGCCUAAGGCAGUUGAUACUUAAGCUGUACCAAGUAACUGUAUUUAAAAAUCUGCUCAUUAUGUUUCUUGUCCUCCCUACUUUUGACAAGUAACCUAUAACUUGUUUUGUCUUUCUCACAUGGAAUAGACACUAGGCUAUACCUAACUGAGAUGGAAAAUGUUCUCCAUAAAAAAUUUUUUAAUUGUAGUGAUAAAAUUUAAUUUAGUAUUUUGACUUGCCAAACAUUAUUUUAAAAUUGUUUAGCUAUAACUAAAUUGAAUAAGACUCCAUAUACAAAAACAUCUACCGAUUAUACAGUAUGUAUUGAGUAAGAUAAUAAUGUUCCUGAAUUUAGUUGCAAUCUUUCCACAUUAAUCACAUGUUUUGUGUCAAUAUCAUAUCUGGAUUAUAACUUCAGAUGAAAUGGAUAAUGAUAAUAUACUUGAUGUUUUGAACUUCACUUGUCUAAAAAUUAUCUUGUUAUUUAAUUUUCUUUAUGCUAACUACAACUGAAAUAAAGGAACACUGUACUAAGUGUCUAAAGUACAUGGUAAUAGCCUUUUUAGAUUUAGUUUUCUUUUAAGAAAAGAAAAGUUUAAAGAUUAUGUUUGUAAAUUAGACCAAACCACUUCAGACGAGUCCUCGAUAUAUUUUUAAACGGAUCAAAUAGUUGACGUAGAAGUAGACAUUUAAUCCACAUGGAUCAGUUGUAGCCACUCAAAAAAAAAAAACAUAAUUCAGUUGAAUUAAAUAUAUAUAAUUUUUUUUACUGGCUAAAACUGUACAAUGGAAAUAUCCAAUUUGACUUGGUGCACCUACUGAGUAUAUUCAAAGUUAAAACUAUUUUAUAUAAGGCAUUUACUGCUGUACACAAUUUAAAUUUUGGAAGUGGAUUUUUUAAAUUUUUUAAAUAUCAACGUAGGCUAAGUUGCAAGUAAUAUAGUUGUGAAAUCAUCAGCAAAUUUUGAUAUGAUAUAUCAUCUAAAAAUAUUGUAAUUCCUCAAGACUUAAUCAAAUCACUCAGUAUUCAAUUUGUGCCAAAGUAGAAGAUUUGAUAUGUAAAUGAAGUUACAGUGUCUUUAAAUGAAUCUUGAAAUUUGAGCUGCAUAGUGUAGAAAACAAUAAUUAUAAUUAUAAUCCCAUACUCGAGCUACAGUAAAAGUAUUUUAAAUUCUAUUCGCUUGGUAAUGAUUAUUAAGGUCAAAUAAAUAUUCUCAAGUUCCACCUAGUGACAAUUAAAAGAAUAUUUGAGUUAAGUUACCAUUUACUUAUAACAAUUAGUUUUUUUUUUUAAGUUCAACCAUUGUUUUCAAUCAUGGGGACAUUUUCCUUAGACAUAAGUUUAUUUCCAUGACUGCAAUAAAUGUAUUUUUAUAAUAACAAGGUGUUCUUUAUUUCGGUCCUGUGGCGCUUGCUUUGUCUAUUUUUACUAUUUACUCGGGUGCCAGGUUUUGGGUAACUCGACUCAGACCAUUGUUCUUAACAAUCCUAAUAAUUCUUGAAUCCAACCUAUUUUUGUAUCACAUACCUUAACGCCUAAUACAUCACUCAAGUAGUUCUGAUAUUAGCAACUGGCAUAACA
Macrosteles quadrilineatus (aster leafhopper) is the source of this 4653-nucleotide messenger RNA. Its product is annotated as carboxyl-terminal PDZ ligand of neuronal nitric oxide synthase protein-like. The transcript has 10 exons. The record is from RefSeq and is a predicted model, not a curated record. Gene Ontology annotation, molecular function: nitric-oxide synthase binding. The coding region runs from base 428 to 2311 and encodes 627 amino acids. NCBI's taxonomy places the organism in Eukaryota, Metazoa, Arthropoda, Insecta, Hemiptera, Cicadellidae.